CCGCCUGCGUCUCGCGGCGUUCUCGCAGCGCAAAGGGCAGUCGUCAACACGAGCUCGACGGAGCCUGGCGAGCCUCUUGGAGCGUGCAAUAAGCACAUACAAGCACCAUGGUGCGACUGGUGGGCCAGACACUGCUCUACACGACCAGCUGCUUUGCCUCACUUGGCGUGUUCCUCUUUGGCUAUGAUCAAGGCGUCAUGUCGGGCAUCAUCACAGGACCGUACUUCAAGAGCUUCUUUCACCAACCGACGAGGUACGAGCUCGGCACAAUGGUAGCGAUACUCGAAGUAGGAGCCUUCAUCACGAGUUUGCUCGCCGGUCAAGUAGGCGACAUCUUUGGGCGCAAGAAGACACUCUUCUGGGGCGCAGUCAUCUUUACUGCCGGCGGAGCUGUGCAAAGCUUUACCAAUGGCUUUCCUCUCAUGGUCUUUGGACGCGUCCUCAGUGGCUUUGGCGUCGGCUUUCUCUCCAUGAUCGUACCCGUCUAUCAAAGCGAAAUCUCGCCAGCUGAACAUCGUGGUCAACUUGGCUGCAUAGAAUUCACAGGCAAUAUUGCCGGUUAUGCUUCAUCAGUGUGGAUUGACUAUUUUUGCUCUUAUAUCGAAGGCGACAUGUCCUGGCGACUGCCGCUUCUGAUUCAAUGUGUCAUCGGCACUAUCCUCGCUCUGGGCUCUCUGAUCAUUCCUGAAUCGCCUAGGUGGCUCCUCGACACAGAUCAGGACGAAGAUGGCAUGGUCGUCCUCGCAGACCUCCAUGGCGGUGGCGACGCCUCGCAUCCCAAAGCAAAGGCAGAGUUCAAGGAAAUUAAAGAAGCGGUCAUUACAGAGAGAUCACAAGGCAGUCGAUCUUACGUGACCAUGUGGAAGCGCUACAAGCAGCGCGUCCUACUUGCCAUGUCUGCUCAGGCGUUUGCUCAGCUCAAUGGUAUCAAUGUCAUCUCAUACUACGCCCCACUUGUUUUCGAGCAAGCCGGUUGGGUUGGAAGGGACGCCAUCCUCAUGACCGGCGUCAACGGUAUGGUUUACAUCGCCAGCACAAUCCCUCCAUGGUACCUCGUCGACCGCUGGGGGCGUCGGUUUAUCCUCAUGGCAGGUGCAUUGACGAUGAUGGUCUUCCUCAUCCUCAUUGGCUAUUUCAUGUAUCUCGACACGUCCUACACGCCGACAGCUGUCGUCGUCUGUGUCAUCAUUUACAAUGCCUGUUUCGGUGCCAGCUGGGGUCCAAUCCCCUGGCUGUAUCCGGCAGAGAUCAUGCCGCUCGCCUUUCGUGUCAAAGGCGUCUCGAUCUCGACUGCAACAAACUGGGUAUUCAAUUUUGUCGUUGGCGAAGCUACCCCAAUCCUGCAAGACGCGAUAAGAUGGCGACUCUAUCCGAUGCACGGCUUUUUCUGCGCAUGCAGCUUUAUCCUCGUCUUCUUUACCUAUCCCGAGACAGCUAAUGUGUCACUCGAAGAGAUGGACGAGCUCUUCAAUGACGCCGGCACUUCUAGGUCUCAGGAGAGACAGUCACUCAUGCGCAGCGGCUCAAACGGCGUGCCAGAAUCUGCUAUCCAGCCGCCAAGAAUAGAAGCAGGCCAGAGCAAGACUGCGCGAUCGAGAGAACAAUCGCCUGCCCCCAGUGACGGCAAAGCUGCGCCUUUACAUCAGCGGGCGUUAGACUUUGUCCUCAAUCGAAAGCCGCCGAGCGGGAGAAGUCGGGCGGACUACGAGCAGGUACAAGGCAGAUCGGACGAAGAGGACUUUGUCCUAGGUGCCGAAUCUGACGAGGAACAAGAUAUCUCGACCGGCAAAACAUCCGAGUUCCGCCAAACGAGGACAGCCUCGCCAGGGCGGGACCUCCGACCGUCUGACCUACCUCUGUCGCCCCCAUUCUUGUGCACGCGCGCAUUCGGAAAGACCGUUGAGCUCAGUCUCGCAUCCUGGCCACUCGCCCUUUGCAGUUCCGCUUAUCCCAUCCGUGACACACUCGCCAGCUGACGAUCGUGUAUGCCGACACGACGACUGCUGGCAGUGCGAAAGACGGCAAUCUCAUUUGUAGCACGAUCGGCAAUAAUGACCACUGACAACAAGAAAGCAAGAC
Molecule: messenger RNA, 2079 nt
Organism: Mixia osmundae IAM 14324
Lineage: Eukaryota; Fungi; Basidiomycota; Mixiomycetes; Mixiales; Mixiaceae
Exons: 11
Coding region: 108-1976 (622 amino acids)
Biological process (GO): transmembrane transport; carbohydrate transport
Cellular component (GO): membrane
Molecular function (GO): carbohydrate:proton symporter activity
Source: RefSeq, a predicted model, not a curated record